AUGAAUGGAGGGUCUAAUUCUCACGGAGCAAUCUACGCGAGCUCAUAUGAAUAUGACAAUAACGAAGCCGAGGCCUCGUCGAAGGCCAUGCUGAAAGGCAGUCAGAAUACCAAGGAUACACGCUCCGCCUCUCCAUCGGCAUACGAAAAUGAUCAGCAGGGCGAAACCGCAAAGCAUGGAAACAGCUUUCGUACUCCAGUCCACCGGAAUUUUGACAAAUAUGGCAACGAAGCAGGCGGCCCUUCAACCCAGCUCGAGCCAGCUGUUCAAGAGCCAUCACCGGUCACUUCUCUAACACCUGAUACACCGUUGGGACAGCAAGACACUAUUAAAAGCACAAGGGAUAACGCUCGUUCCCACAACCCAAAAUAUCAUAGCUACAAUGACUAUGGAAAUGAGAAAGGUGGCCCCUCGAGUCAUAAGCGUCACCCGGGGCCGCGGGAUUCCAAAAGAAAGUCUCACAAGCCUCGAAAACCGGAUGAGAGUAAGAAGAGAAUCUCGCAGGCUCACGGCCCGGUAUAUCAGAGCUACAAUGAAUAUGGCAAUGACGGUGGUGGUGCCCCGCCUCGACCUAUGCCAGGGCCCAACACCAGAGAUCAGAGUUUCGGGACCCCUCUAGUGUCUCUCGUGCCUGACCAGCAACCUGGAAGAAACAAACGAGGAGCAGCUUCGGGAGGGCCCCCUUACAAGAGCUUCCAACACCACGACCAAGACCACGAUGAGUGGGGCACGUCCUGGCAUCCAAGCCCAGCUGAAGCUCCGGCCGACGAUGGGCCUCCAUUUGCAGAUGGAAAUAGCUGGGUCUAUUUCAAACUGGCCCUCCACGUGGUAGGAAUGUUGGUUUCUCUUGCCUCUUUAAUCUUGAGUUUUACCUUCAUUCCCCAUAAGCGCUACCUUGGAGACUUGAUAGCAAUUUCAUGCCCAGUUCCCGGAGUCGCUCUCAUAUUGGGCGUUGGUGAGUUGGCCGUUCGAAUCGUCUACGAAUACACGAGAAAGCCCGGCCGCGGAGCUGCUUCCAAAGGGAUCCAUCCAGCUGGCCAUGUCGCCGUGUGCCUAGUUCUUUGGCUAGCCAGUAUCGUCGUUCUGUAUUUCUUGACAACAUACAUUAAGGCCACCGAUAAUUACUGCUAUGCACCGUUCGAUAAAACAAUAUUUACAAAUUUUUGGUGGGGUGUGUGCCAGGGAGAAUGGGACGGUCAACGGUCAUCUGCAGUGGCCCUUGCUGCGUUGACGGCUGUGAUCUGGCUUAUCUACUUUUUUCUGUUCAUCUUCGCUUGCAUUGACACCUCUAAGCGAAGUGAGAAAAGGGCGGGGAAAAUAACAGAAAAGAGACCGACGCCGUGA
Molecule: messenger RNA, 1344 nt
Organism: Clonostachys byssicola
Lineage: Eukaryota; Fungi; Ascomycota; Sordariomycetes; Hypocreales; Bionectriaceae
Source: the annotation of a GenBank genome assembly